CCAACGGCCGUCAGGGCUUCCGUAACACUUUCGAGGACGCGCCCCACCUCUCCCCAUAUAAAUAUCUGGCUCCGGGGGUUCUGGCGGCCUAUCGAGGCGAGACGGGGGAACGCCGGAGCCUGCUUAGGUAGAUCUCUGACCUCUGUACUGUGAGCUUUCUUAAAAUGGCUGAUGGUCAUGAAACUGAUAGGAACAUUGAGAUAUGGAAGGUUAAGAAAUUAAUCAAGGCAUUAGAAGCUGCUAGAGGUAAUGGCACUAGCAUGAUCUCUCUGAUCAUGCCACCUCGUGAUCAAAUCGCUCGAGUUGCUAAAAUGUUGGGUGAUGAAUAUGGAACCGCCUCUAACAUUAAGAGCAGAGUCAAUCGACAGUCUGUAUUGGCUGCCAUUACUUCUGCGCAACAGCGGUUGAAGCUUUACAACAAGGUUCCUCCAAAUGGACUAGUUCUGUACACAGGAACCAUUGUUACUGAAGACGGCAAAGAAAAGAAGGUCACCAUAGAUUUUGAGCCAUUCAAGCCGAUUAAUGCAUCACUGUAUCUCUGUGAUAACAAGUUCCAUACUGAGGCAUUGAGUGAGCUUCUGGAAUCUGAUGACAAGUUUGGUUUCAUAGUAAUGGAUGGCAAUGGAACUCUUUUUGGCACUUUAAGUGGCAAUACUCGUGAAGUGCUUCACAAGUUCACGGUGGAUCUUCCAAAGAAGCAUGGAAGAGGAGGGCAGUCAGCAUUGCGAUUUGCUCGCCUCCGUAUGGAGAAGCGCCAUAACUAUGUCCGCAAGACAGCUGAACUUGCUACACAAUUCUAUAUAAAUCCUGCCACAAGUCAGCCAAAUGUUGCUGGAUUGAUUUUGGCAGGUUCUGCUGAUUUCAAAACAGAGUUGAGUCAGUCCGACAUGUUUGAUUCUCGCCUCCAGGCUAAGAUUCUCAAUGUGGUUGAUGUCUCAUAUGGAGGAGAGAAUGGCUUCAAUCAGGCCAUUGAAUUGUCAGCAGAGAUUCUAUCAAAUGUCAAGUUCAUACAGGAAAAGAAGUUGAUAGGAAAGUAUUUUGAGGAAAUAAGCCAGGACACUGGAAAAUAUGUAUUUGGUGUGGAUGAUACACUGAAAGCUCUUGAAAUGGGUGCUGUUGAGACUCUGAUUGUGUGGGAAAAUUUGGAUAUCAACAGAUAUGUUCUAAAGCACGGUACUAGUGGUGAAAUCAUGAUAAAGCAUUGGAACAAGGAUCAAGAAGCAGAUCAGAAGAACUUUCGAGAUGCUGCAACAUCUGCAGAGCUGGAAGUGCAAGAGAAGAUGUCUCUCUUGGAGUGGUUUGCUAAUGAGUACAAGCGUUUCGGGUGCUCCCUCGAGUUUGUUACCAACAAAUCUCAAGAGGGCUCUCAGUUUUGCAGGGGCUUUGGUGGAAUUGGUGGGAUCCUUCGUUAUCAGUUAGAUAUAAGGGCUUUUGAUGACCUGUCUGAUGAAGAAUACUAUGAAGAUUCUGAUUAGCAAUCAGCCAAACUUGAACUGGAUCCGGUCCAGGAGGAGCCUGUGCUGGCCCUUCCUGCGACCGGACAUGCUCCUCGGGGGCUGCACAUCUUCAGAAAAAAUAUGAUGGAACAGUUUCACAGUGAUCAGGAUGGAUCAUUUCAUUGACUGGCAUGAUGAUACGAUAUGGAAAUGAAGAUUUCUCAGCUGCCCAAUGCUGAGAUCUUGGAGGUUUAUGAGUUGCUUUCUUAGGUCCUUAUAACUAGAAAUAAUGACUUUACUGUUUGGUAUUAUACUGCGGCAGGAAUGCCUGCUUUGAAGUGUUUCUUGGCUGUUCUUGUUACUACUGAAACCAUUGCAGUUGGUUUGUCAUGGUAGAACCUAUUUUAUGUAUGUGUGCUUGUUUGUGCUGCUUAUUUUUGUUGUCUUAGAAUCCUUGGCAGUCUAUGAUGUCACUUAAAACGUCGGAAUUCAACUUCUAUCAUCAGCACAAAUCAGACUCCAUAAAUGGGAGGCAGCGUAUUGAGCAACAGAUUGUUUUCUGUUGGCUCAAUGUUUAGGAAACAUGGUUUGCUAAUCUGUAGGAAAUCUGCCAAUAAUCAAUGUGCAUCUCCUUUUAAGCA
Messenger RNA from Elaeis guineensis (African oil palm), 2077 nucleotides. Its product is annotated as eukaryotic peptide chain release factor subunit 1-3. Gene Ontology annotation, biological process: translational termination. The record is from RefSeq and is a predicted model, not a curated record. NCBI's taxonomy places the organism in Eukaryota, Viridiplantae, Streptophyta, Magnoliopsida, Arecales, Arecaceae. Gene Ontology annotation, molecular function: translation release factor activity.